AUGCACCGCGCGCCCCGGACCGAUCGCGGCGCCGUCCCGCCGCCGGCGUCCGCGACGGCGACGGCCGCGACGCUCGCGGAGCGCGCGGCGAUCGCGGCGCGCGACUACCCCGCGUUCGCGGCGCUCCGCGCGUCGAGCGUCGACGAAGUAAGAGGCGUCCUCGCGGAAGAAGGGCGGCAGUUCCUCGAGACGCUCGCGUCACGGCGCACGCUGUGCGACGCCGUCGCGCAGCUCCGAGGGAUCCUCGUCGAGGGGAUCGUGAAGAACCAGCUCAUCUUUGGCCUGGACUGCACGACGACGUCGCUCGCGUGCCGCUACCUCGACAGGUUCUUGGGCGCGAAUCGCUUCGACGUCCACCUCAGCGACGGCUGGAUCUUCCACCUCGUCGCCAACGCGUGCGUCACCGUAGCCGUCAAGUUCAGCGAGAGCACGAGGUACGACGCGGACGUGAUGCAGAGACACGUGGACAUCGCGUUCGACCGCGCGUGCGUCCUGAAGAUGGAGUCUCUGGUGCUCAGAGAGCUCGGAUGGAAGCUCAACGACGUCGUCCCGUGCGCGUACGUCCCUCGCUUUCUCACGAUCCUGGGCUACCGCCCGGGCGCGAGCGACGGCGACCACCUCCGGCUGUGCUCCAGGCGCGUCCUAUUCUCACACUGGUUCCCAUACGACCGCGUUCGCGUUGUGAACUUCAUUCCUUAA
Molecule: messenger RNA, 699 nt
Organism: Micromonas pusilla CCMP1545
Lineage: Eukaryota; Viridiplantae; Chlorophyta; Mamiellophyceae; Mamiellales; Mamiellaceae
Exons: 2
Coding region: 1-699 (232 amino acids)
Biological process (GO): regulation of cyclin-dependent protein serine/threonine kinase activity; mitotic cell cycle phase transition
Cellular component (GO): cytoplasm; nucleus; cyclin-dependent protein kinase holoenzyme complex
Molecular function (GO): cyclin-dependent protein serine/threonine kinase regulator activity
Source: RefSeq, a predicted model, not a curated record